UUUUGCAGGGAAACUACAUUAGUGUAAUCUUUUCAGGUCAAACAUAUUGACUCUCCAAAGUCCAAACUCUAAGCUGCUUCUUGGUUCGAUUCCCUUACAAGUCACAUCACUUCUCUCAUGAAAUCUAUCUCCCGUUGCUGUUCACAAUUCUUUUCUGAUCACGAAUGUAUCGCGCAGAGAUGUCUCGUCUACAUGAUAUUAGCAAAACAAAAUUUAAUGACAUCUUCAUCACUCUACUACUGCUACUACUAUUUCUGUUGAUUAAUGCUCCAAGUACUACUGCAGCUGAUGAACCUAUCUAUUCACCAUUUUGCACUGGUACAAAGGUCACCUCCAACCGAACUUCUUUUGAAACCAACCGGAAAUUGCUCCUUAGUUCUCUACCUUCUCAUACUUCUCUUUCUGGUGGCUUCUACAACACAUCCGUUGGCAUACCUCCUGUCUUUGGGCUCGCACUUUGUCGAGGUGAUCUUACUCGAGAAGAGUGUCUGAAUUAUGUUAACAACGGAAGUAAACGACUUAUUGAUGAAUGCCCAAGUAGUUCAUCUGCAACAAUAUUUUAUGAAGUUUGCCAUGUAAGGUAUUCAGAUGUGAAUUUCUUCUCCGAGAUGGUAUAUGCUGCGAAAUAUCCAACACGGGGGAAUCUUAACAAUAAAAGCAGUAAUAACUCAAAUAAUUGGAAUAGCACCGAGCAAAAUAUAGUAGAUUCUAAAAUUUAUUCUCUUGUUCUUGAUAAAUUAAUAUCGGAAAUUGUAUCCGAGGCGCCUGAUUCUGGCAAGAUGUGCUCUGCUAAGGAAGCUAAUGUAGAAAGUACUAGCAUUAAGUUGUAUGGUCUUGGACAGUGAACUAGAGAUCUAUCUAAAGAUAAGUGUCAUCAAUGUCUAACACAAGCACAGGGAGAUAUUGCGACUGAUGACGGUAAUGAAGGAGGAUUCGUCGUUGAUAACAGCUCUAAUUUGCGAUAUGAACUGUAUCGAUUUCACCGUGUUCAACACCUGCCAGG
This is a messenger RNA of Papaver somniferum (opium poppy), 1003 nucleotides long. RefSeq names its product putative cysteine-rich receptor-like protein kinase 9. The transcript has a single exon. Bases 165 to 845 code for a protein of 226 amino acids. The record is from RefSeq and is a predicted model, not a curated record. Lineage: Eukaryota; Viridiplantae; Streptophyta; Magnoliopsida; Ranunculales; Papaveraceae.